CUUCAUUCUUCAUUCUUCAUUCUUUAUAAUUAUAUAGUUGUCGCUCUCUUCCAGGCAUUCGGUUGCCACGGCGCAUGUAAUGCGUCUGUUCCUGCCCUUCAAACACCGACACUAAACCAGUAUUUGUACCAAACCACGUCGACAUCCCAGAUUGUCACGCCACCAACGAUAACAGCGACCACAUAAAUCGUCAGACUUUCAGCCCCAACGACAGCAUAUUCCUCCGCGCUCGUGGAAGGAUAUCGUGAUUGAUGCAAUGACAUAUUCCACCAUCAAUACGUCCGACGCCCAGAGCCCUAUGGAUAACCCCCAGGUUGGAGGGGGGAGACGGCAGUGGCCUAAAAGGACAUACAAAGAUGCGGCUUUUUCGGGCCAGGCGUCGUGGAUGAGCAGCAACAUCAACUUGGUAAAUACGAUUAUCGGCGCUGGAACGUUGGCAAUGCCCCUCGCGAUGGCACAUAUGGGUAUCCUCCUUGGAACAAUCGUCAUCAUAUGGUCUGCAAUGACUGCUUCAUUCGGCCUUUACCUACAAUCUCGAUGUGCACGCUACCUUGAACGUGGCCAUGCAUCAUUCUUCGCCCUCUCUCAGAUGACUUAUCCAAGUGCAGCAGUUAUUUUCGACGGCGCAAUAGCCAUAAAGUGUUUUGGUGUUGGAGUCAGCUACCUCAUCAUUAUUGGAGACUUGAUGCCCGGAGUUGUUAAAGGAUUCAAUCCAUCAGCGGCAAACGUACCAUUUCUGGUUGACCGUCAAUUUUGGAUAACAGUCUUUAUGCUGGUCGUGAUACCUCUAUCUUUCCUCCGGCGCCUGGAUUCACUGAAGUAUACGAGCGUUGUUGCUCUCAUCUCCAUUGGAUAUCUGGUCAUCCUGGUCGUAUAUCACUUUGCAAAGGGGGACACUAUGGCAGAUCGAGGACCAAUUCGCGUUGUGCAGUGGGAAAGUGCGAUUGCGGCGUUCAGUAGUCUGCCUGUGAUUGUUUUCGCCUAUACGUGCCAUCAGAAUAUGUUCUCCAUUGUGAACGAGAUUAAAGACAACUCCCCUCGCACUAUCAAGAGCGUCAUCGGCGCGAGUAUCGGGUCUGCUUGUUCUACUUAUAUUGUAGUCGCAAUCACCGGGUAUCUGUCAUUCGGCAGUGAUGUUGCCGGGAAUAUUGUCGGAAUGUACGUCCCUAAUGUUGCCUCUACAAUUGCAAAGGCUGCGAUAGUCGUCCUCGUUAUAUUUUCAUUCCCACUUCAAGUCCAUCCCUGCAGGGCAUCUGUUGUUGCCGUACUUAAAUGGCGUCCUGCCAGAUGGACAAAGUCGAGAGAAACAAGCGUAUCGCCUUCGAGGGCUGCACCACUACUUCCAGGGUCUACUGGCCACUCUGGCCGUGCUGAGGUCAUUGGCGACGUCAAGUUUGCUGCCAUCACGACCGUGAUUGUGGUCCUCAGCUAUAUUGUAGCUAUGUCUGUGUCGUCAUUGGACACCGUCCUUGCUUAUGUGGGGGCCACUGGCAGUACCAGCAUCAGCUUUAUUCUGCCCGGUAUCUUUUACUACAAGAUUUCUUCGCCUGAUUCCAUUCACCACCAGAGACUUGCAAAGGAUGACGAGGAUAGUGCUUCGGCCACGAACGGACUAUUUGAGGAGAGUGGCGCAGUUAGGAAGGCUUCUCACAAGGAAGCAAUUAUCCGCUAUUUGGCAUUGGGUUUGGUCAUCUACGGUUUCAUCGUCAUGGCGACUUGCCUGACUACUAAUACUUAUUUCUUGAUAACGCAUUGAAUUUAACUUGGUUUUAUGCUGGGUUGAGGGGUAGUCUAGCGACAGCAUUGUGUUGGGGUUGGCGUUUGUUUGGGGUUCUAAACAGAUUGGCUAGAUAGAGUUCGUUAUUGGGGUUCACGAGGCAUGAUAUAUAGAUGGGAAUCAUAAGAUUGUACAUAAAAUUACAUAGAGGUCGAUUACACAACAGUCCUCUUGGACUGCAAAUACAGAU
Molecule: messenger RNA, 1967 nt
Organism: Pseudogymnoascus destructans
Lineage: Eukaryota; Fungi; Ascomycota; Leotiomycetes; Thelebolales; Thelebolaceae
Exons: 7
Coding region: 257-1756 (499 amino acids)
Biological process (GO): amino acid transmembrane transport
Cellular component (GO): fungal-type vacuole membrane
Molecular function (GO): L-tyrosine transmembrane transporter activity; L-histidine transmembrane transporter activity; L-serine transmembrane transporter activity
Source: RefSeq, a predicted model, not a curated record